CACGCAUAUGCGCACCUAGAAACAGACAUAUUCGUGCCGACUAUGUGCGAGAACUUGAAGCGUUCCCCCUCAAGUUGUACGCUGGCCUUCAAAUAUGCCCUUCAGGGAGGCCUUCAUAGAUGUUUCAAAGAUGGUUCAAAGGAACAGCUACUGAAGCAGCAGCAGCAGCAAACAGAGCGCUAGCUAGUUGCAACUGACUGCAUCCAGGUGGAAAGCAGGGAGGGAGGUGAUGCGGGAAGGCCCAGCUAGAUCCAUCACCGUUGAUUCUAGAAAGUGCAGGCGAAUGCCUAGGGCCUUCUGCUAAGAGUCAGACUUAAUUAGGCUGAAUCUUCAGAUUGCUUUGCAAAGCUUGCAAAAAGACUAGUGCGCUGCGGGCUUGGGAGGGUUUUCUCCAACAAUGGGGUGCCGAAGUUGCUUGCAAUGCAUCCUGAAGCUCAACAAUUUUCUGCUGGCAAUUGUUGGGGCCUUGCUGAUCGCCUACUCGCUGUGGAUGCUCAACGAGUACUCCGCACACCAUCCUGGCGCCCCAGCCCCUGCACCAUACUAUGCCUCUCUUGAGCUACCCCAUGGGCAGGCCUCCGGUGUAGUUCUUGGCCGGGCCAUUUUUGAGGAACCAGCUCUGGUCCACAGCCACUGGCAUUGGCCAGACCUCUCCAAAUGGCGCCUACCUGCACCAUGGUUCAUCUACGGCACACUGGCGCUCGGCAUCUUCACUACCCUCACCUCAUGCACGGGCCUGAUCGGCGCCGAGUCGGGCAGCCGCGUGUGCCUCUCCUGCUACAACCUGGGCCUGCUGCUGCUCGUUGGCGGGCAGGUGAUUGCGGGCGCGCUCAUCUACUUUGACCGCAGCUGGGAGGAGGACAUCCCGCGCGACCCCACCGGCCAGCUGGACAAGGCGCGCCGCUUUGUGGGCACCAACCGCGACCUCGCCAAGAUCGCCGGCUGCGCCGUGCUUGCCAUUGAGGUGGUGGGGUGGGUUCUUUCCAUGGUCCUGCGCGCCCUGCUCCCCUCCCGCCGCCAGCCCUACUACGACUCGGACGACGACUACGCCCCCGCAGCGCGCGCCCCGCUGCUGCCGCGCAACGCCGCGACGGGCCCAGCAGGUGCAGCUGGCGGUACUGCUGCUCCGGCUCGCAGGAACGACCAAUGGAGCUCCCGCAUGAAGGCCAAGUACGGCCUGGAUACCGCCGAGCUUGCCAACGACCCCGCGCGGCCCCGCACCGCAGCCUCACAAAGCGGUGCCGCUGAGGGCGCGGCCGUAGAGGCGCCCGCGGCCGGCAGCCGGUGCAGCAUCCUUUGAAGCGAGGCCGGACCCCACCCCGAAGCGGAGGAGACCCCCGAGGCCAAAAAGUUGCAGCUGCAGCCGCUGGUCGGGGAAGCGCGGCCGUGAGGGGGGCGAGCCCCAAGGGUUACGUAAGCUCUUUGAUGAGGCAAGAGGGAGUUUGCGAGGGGCAGGGGUGGAGGUCCGGGCUUCUGCACUUUUGGAGCGAGGUCCACGUAUCACCGCCAAUCAGCAAUGCGGCAGGUAGUGCUACAGGUAAUACGAGCAGGUUAUAGGACAAUGUACAGACGGUUCCAGUCUAUACCAGUCUAGUUUAUGGUUUCUGUUUCAAUCAGUUGCUGCUUUCAUGUAAGACGUAUAUAUGGUUAGAACUCUCUCUGCACCUGGAUAAUCAGACCAUUGUAACACAUAUCUCUCAAGCCCGCAUGUUUUGUUCGAACUUUUUCCAUGCCCAUUGCGCUUUCCUGUUGGAAAGCUAGCAUGGAGUCCCUCGCCUUUUCCUG
Molecule: messenger RNA, 1785 nt
Organism: Klebsormidium nitens
Lineage: Eukaryota; Viridiplantae; Streptophyta; Klebsormidiophyceae; Klebsormidiales; Klebsormidiaceae
Source: the annotation of a GenBank genome assembly